Molecule: messenger RNA, 693 nt
Organism: Bipolaris victoriae FI3
Lineage: Eukaryota; Fungi; Ascomycota; Dothideomycetes; Pleosporales; Pleosporaceae
Exons: 3
Coding region: 1-693 (230 amino acids)
Source: RefSeq, a predicted model, not a curated record
AUGUCUUCGCUAUUUUGGAUCUGUCAAUUUCUUAAAGGGCAUGCGAGCAAAUACACAAUUUACGAAAGAAAUCUAAGAUACUAUGUGCAACGCACUCCGUACCUCCGACCCUUGAUUGAUGAAAUCAACGAACCGUCUGUCCCUAUAACUAUAAUUCUGGAACGCUUGCAAGGAGACCUUCUAGAAGGGUCUGCUACGAAAACCCUUAAUCGACGGGAAUUAAAAUACGUGUCGCGAUGCGUCUUUAAGGGAAUCAAUAUUUUACAUGAGGACGGGUUCGUGCACGCAGGUACGACGCUAAUUUCCAUGAGCCAUGGAACACUACCGCUGACAUAUGGUCAUUCGCUCAUCAGUCUCAUUUACGGUGGACGCCUCAACCUUUUCAGACCCAAGGGAAUGAAACAGGACAAUGAAGAGUACUCAUGUGGGGUUAUAGAGAAUCAACUCAGAUUCUUUGCUCCUUACCCAGCCAAAAUUGCUGAAAUUGCGCACAUAGAAGCGGCUCUAUCCAUUCUUUACCUCGUGCAAACAAUUGCGCAGAAGAGGAAGACUUCAUUCAUACAGGUUACUGAGAAGGAAGUAACCAAAAGAGACAAUAUCUUCAUAUCCAAGAUGAUGAAGCUUGACUGGAGAGACCCCCCAACAGCGAAGGAGCUGCUGGAAGACGAUUGGUGGAAAAAUGAUGAUGAAUGA